Messenger RNA from Magallana angulata, 2878 nucleotides. RefSeq lists its product as uncharacterized. Gene Ontology annotation, cellular component: cytoplasm. Gene Ontology annotation, biological process: NADPH regeneration. The record is from RefSeq and is a predicted model, not a curated record. The transcript has 8 exons. The coding region runs from base 388 to 1521 and encodes 377 amino acids. Gene Ontology annotation, molecular function: nucleotide binding; oxidoreductase activity. Lineage: Eukaryota; Metazoa; Mollusca; Bivalvia; Ostreida; Ostreidae.
AUGAUACGUUACCUUUUUAAAAACAUUUUAUUGAUUUUUUCAAAUACAUGUACCUGAGUAUUUUUUCCCUGGCAGAUAUACAUACAUAUUCUAAAUAAUAAAAAAUGGAAAGAAAUAUAUCAAGUACAUGUAUGCAUUCAUUAGAAAGAAACACACAAUCAAAUAUUCAACAUUCCUUCAUUUGUUUCAUCAAAACUUAUUUUUCUAUUUUUUGGUCACGUGAUUCUCAGGUGAACUUUUCCAUAUACUUCUAAUCAAUUUUAGCACCGAUGUGCUUCCAUCCAACGCCAAUAUGUAAACAGGCCAAUAAAAAUAUAGACGCACACGUGUUUAUUCUGGUCUGUUCAGGUGCUUUGUUGGUCUGGCCGUCUUUACUAAGAUCUACUGAUGCUCGUCAGGUUACCGAAGUGGUAUACAGAGCUGAGACUCUCCUGUCGACAAAUACAGAAAUGUCAACGCUUGUCAUUUUCUACAGUAGUAGAAAAGAACAAGACGAAACACCGCCUGAAUGUUGGUGUGUUCGGAGCGGGGCGCAUUGCAAGUUCGGUCCAUAUUCCCAACAUCCUCCGAGACAGAAGAUACAACAUUAACUGGGUUGUUGAAGAGAAUGAACAACAAAGCCAGAAAGUGAAAGAUCAACUCUUCCUACACGACAUCCCCUUUCUCACGUUCAAGAACAGGAAAUCGCUUCUGGCUGAUAAAGGACUUGAUGCUGUUUUUGUAUUCAGUCCAACAAGCACACAUGCAGAAAUUAUAUGCGAUAGCUUGAAAGAAGGGAAAUCUGUGAUGGUGGAAAAGCCUACAGCUGAAUCCUUCACAGACAUAAAAACCUGCUACGAAACUGCUGAAAAUUAUGGAACUGUAUUGCUGACUUCAUUUCAAAGGAGGUUUGACCCAGCUUUUGCUAGCCUGAAAGCAACAGCACAGAGUGGGACUUUGGGAGACCUACAAUUAUUGAGACUAACAUCCCGGGAUAAUCCAAAACCGUCCUACGAAUUCCUGUCCAACACUGACCAGGAGGGCUGUAAUUUGAUCUCUGACAUGGCCAUUCACGACAUCGACAUGCUGGUCUGGUUGACCUCGUGCGCCGCCCCCAAGUCUGUGUUCGUCAUGACCCACAUUCGGGACGAGACGCUGCAGAAAAUCGGAGAACCGGAUGCUGGGGUCGUGGCCCUCACGUUUCAGGACGGACUGAUGGCCACCAUAGAUGUGUUCCGGGAAUGUGUGUACGGCUAUGAUAUCAGAACAGAAAUGUUUGGAACCAAGGGAAUGGCCAUGGCAGAUAAUCCCAGACGUUCCUCAUAUUCUGUGGAUUAUCUACAAGGAUCCAGUAGCCCCCCUUUGCACUAUUCCUUUCCUCAGAGGUUUGAGAAGGCCUUCGAGUUGGCCCUAGCCCAUUUCUACAGCUGCCUAUCAGGAGAUGUACAACCUCUCGUCACCAAAGAAGAAUGUUUACUGGUAAGUAAAAUAACAGUAAAAGCCGUGGAGUCCUACAAAACAGGCAAAGUCGUGAACUUCUAAGAUUCUGUACGAUAAUGUCGGCAUUUAAUGAUGCAUGUUCUACAUUUGGUUGAUUUAUUUAUCAUGUUGUUCAAAAUCUUUAAUUUUUACACUGUGAUCUCAAUGGUUAUAUAAUUAGCAACCACUUGUUUUUAUUAUAAAAUCUUAAUGUGUAUAUCAAUAAACUCUUAUACUUUCAUCUGAUUAUAUAUGAUAAGAAUAGUUAUAUAAUUUUUGAAAGAGAUAUAAUAAGCGUAUAUCUGAGUUAACAAUGUCUUAAUGAAUGAUUACCUUAUAGCCAGCGUCUCGUAUACUAGUAUAUAUAACCUCAAUCAAGUGUAUCGAUUUUUUUGUUUAUUAUAAUUUACGAUGGCUUGGUUUUUACAAGUUAAUCACGGGUUAAUUAUGAAGACACAUGAUUAUAAAAAUUGUUAUUGGAUUAUGAUCAUAUUAUGCUUCAUUUCCUUUGUAGAGUGUUAUAUCAGCUUGCUUUCUAGUAAAUAUUAAAUCUACUUUUUUCCAUAUUAUAUAAUUACCAGUAUACUUAUAUUUUUUUUUAACGUGAAUUUACUUGAACAUAAAAAGUUUUUUUUAUUAUUAUUGGAUGAAGAAUCUUGAAUAACUACCGGUGCUUACAUGCAAUCAUAAUAUCUGUGUUUGUAUUUGUAACUUAAAGCAAUAUGAACUGCAAUUUUCAUGCUGAUUUUUUUUUUACGAAAAAUGUUAUUUUCUACUAAAAUGACAAAAAAACAUGGUUUUUAAAGUUUUGUUAGCCAUAUUUUUAUUGGAAAAGCCGUAAAGAAGCCUUAAAUGAAGCAAAAUUGAAUUAUUGUCGCCCUGUACAAAAAUUGAUCUCGUAUAUAUUCCUUAGAAGAGAAAUAUUUCUUCUGACGAAGAUUAAUGAUUUUUUUUCAAAUCUUAUUUAUCAUAAGAGUAUUUACAUCCAGACUCAUCAUACUAGCAGGUUUUUGCAGCAAAAUAAAAUUCUAAAAAAAUACAGCUCGUAUUGCUUUAAGUAUUAUAAUCGUGAAAGACGCAACAGGACUUGUUAUAUCUAUAUGAGUUCCAUUGAUUUUGUUAAAUUGUAUAUCAGUACACCACCUACCAAGCUCAUUUUAUGUUACAUUGUAUAUAUUAGAAUCAUAUAAUUACCCUUGGCUAAGAAUUUUUAUUUUAAAAAUAUAUGAAUGCAUGCAAAAGCGUUUAUAGAAUUCAGUUAUAUUUACUGUUAGAUAUAAAAAAACGUAGAUUUCAAUUUUAAAGUUUCUGUAAGUUCACAUUACAAUGCAGUGUGAUAAUGUACUGUUUACAUGUUAAGUUCAAACUGAUUAUUGUUCUUUGUAAUUUACAAUCGUAGUCUUACAUUUAUUAAUUUCAU